Spodoptera litura is the source of this 1501-nucleotide messenger RNA. Lineage: Eukaryota; Metazoa; Arthropoda; Insecta; Lepidoptera; Noctuidae. The record is from RefSeq and is a predicted model, not a curated record.
UUGGUAUGUAUAGAUAUCGCUAUCAUUUUAUUAUAUUUAGUUAUAAAAAACAUAGCCUUAAAGUGACUAUGUAAAUCAUGUUUACAAGUACAAUGAGAUAGUAGGUGUAGAUUACAUAAUUUACUUUCGCUUUGUGUUAAAUAUAUUAUCAUGUGACGCACAGUCACAAAAAUAUGUCUUUAUUUAGUAUUAAUUCGCACCAGUGAUGUUUAAAUAAGACCAAAAAGUUUGUAAUACAGUGAAAAAUGUUUAUAAAAAUUCUAUUAGUGUCUAUGCUAGUGUUAGAAGGUUAUUGUGAAAGGAGGUUUAAACUGGAACAAGUAUUGAUAUUGAGCAGGCAUAAUGUUCGAACUCCUUUGUCUAAAAACCUGUUUGAAUUUACUCCGAAGAAAUGGCCGAAGUGGAAGGAGAAAAGUGGUUAUUUAACAGCUAAGGGAGCCUUAUUAGAAGGAUAUAUGGGUGAAUAUUUCGCUUCUUGGCUGCAAAAAGAAGAAUUGUUGAACAAAGACUGCCCAAGUGAUGAUUCGUUUUUUGUUUACGCAAAUACUGCUCAACGGACUUUAGCAUCUGCAGAAGCAUUCAUCUCUAAAGGCUUCCCUGACUGUAAUAUAACUAUACACCACACAUCGGAAAACAAAGAUCCUAUAUUUAAUCCAGUAAUACAUAAUAAUUCGGCCAUGUUUAAACUAGAGGCAUCUGAACAAAUGAAAGCACUACUCAAAUCGUUAAACCUGAAUACUUCAUAUGAGGAUUUAGAAGAUAUACUUGAUUAUAAGCAAUCCAAUUAUUGUAUGAACGAGAAAAAGUGUGAUUUUACAAAAGACAUGAAUAAAAUCUUUGUUAAUGUUGGUUUUAAACCGAAUUUGGAAGGUCCGUUAAAAAUAUCGAAAUCGGUCAUAGACUCUUUUAUCAUGGAGAACUAUGAAGGGUUACCUAGCAAAGAGGUUGCAUGGGGAUUAUUAAAAAAUGAACAACAAUGGGACUUAGUUUUAGACCUAAGUAAAGGCUACCAUAAUGUUAUUUUUAACACAAGUUUAGUGGCCAGAGAUUUAGCGAGACCCUUAUUGAAAUACAUUAGCCAUACUAUGUUCGAAAAACAAUAUAAAAUAGCUUUACUUAUGGGCCACGAUGCUAAUAUUUACACGGUUCUCAAAAGCCUGGAUGUCAAGCCUUUUAGUCUUAAGAACCAGUAUGAGAUGACCCCUGCGGGUGGGAAGUUAGUUUUUCAAAAAUUGUUAGAUGAAAAUUCGGGUUGUUUUUAUUUAAAGUUGGAUUAUGUUUAUCAGUGUACUGAUCAAAUGAGGGAAGGUAAGAAAUUGUCUCUGGAUAACCCUCCAGAAUUCACCCCUUUGCAGUUGGAGGGUUGCCAGUUAGAAGACAAUGGGUUUUGUCUAUGGAAUGAUUUUGUUAACUUGUUGUAUGGCUUGGUUGAUAAUUAAUUAAUUAAUAAUAAUUUUAAGUUGUAAUAUGUACGUAAGACAUAACUUUUUGGCUUAAUCAC